AUGGUUGUGGUAGAAGCAGAGUGGACUCCUGAUAAAAUUCCGGCGAGGGUCCAACGGCGCAAGCCAGCUCUGGGCGGCGAGAAGAUAUCAUCGUCUCAAAAUCUGAGCCACAUUUUCAACCAGGCCUCACAUAUAAAGAAUGCCCGAAUGAACCUGAUGCGGAGGCGAAAGCGGGACUUUUUAACCCGAAUAAACUAUACGAAUACAUUUACUGUGGCUGUCUUGCCGGCAUUGGCAUUGGUGUAUGUUUUCUUCUAUGCCAAAUCACUUUUACCUGAAAAUUCUGCCACUUUCAAGUUCUCUUUCAUCUACUAUCAUGUGAUGCUAUUGGCAUUUUCCGCUGGAUAUCACAAAUGCUUUGCCCAUAAUACCUAUAGAGUCAAGUACGGGGUACUUCUGUGGUAUUUUGCUAUUUUUGGGGCUGGAAUUGGCCUUGGUUCCAUUCGUUGGUGGGCUACUUUACAUCGGGCUCACCACCAAUAUACCGAUGAUACCGAGCGUGAUCCAUACCUGAUCAAGAGAGGUUUCGCCUGGGCACAUUAUGGGUGGCUAAUAAGAAAACCAAAAAUUGUUCAAUUUUAUGAAGAUUUUGUGCAGCAUGAAUUUCCUGAUGAGCAGAGCGUGAUUCAGAAUGAAAUCGACGACAACAACGAAGAUGACUUUUUUGAUGAGAUUGAUUCAGAGAAGAGAGCUUACCAAGAACAGAUGAGACUGGUUGUGUUGCAGCAGGAAAGACUCUAUCUUGUUUUUUGGUUCAUUAGUACCAUUGUCAUACCUGUUCUCGUCACAGUUACCAUAUGCAACGAUACUGUGAUCAAUGGCCUUUUGUACCCUGGCAUUCUUCGGAUGUUCAUUUCUCAGCAGCCCAUUCUUCUCACGCAGUCUGUCUGUCACCUUAAACAUAUUCAAGCAACAAUUCCUACCCAGCCAUUCAAUGAUAAGAAUUCAUCGCAAAAUUGCAAUAAUCCUCUUAUGGCAUUCCUUACUUAUGGAAACGCAGCACAGAACUAUCAUCAUGAGUUUCCCCACGACUACCGUUCACAAUCGUCACACCUAGCUUAUGAUCCCACCAAGUGGUUCAUAUGGAUAUUGAGCAAAAUCGGUAUGGUUGACGAACUCUGUAAAACCCCAAAAGAUCUCAUUACACAGCUUCAAAUCCAGCAACAACAGCGAGUAAUUAAUAGAAUGAAGAGCCAGCUCAAUUGGGGCACACCAAUCUCCAAGCUUCCUCUCAUUACUCCCAAACAGUUCAAGGACAUACUUGCUUCUGCCAGUCACAGUGGCCGCAUUUACAUCAUUAUUCAAAAAGUGAUACACGAUAUCACCCCCUUCAUGAACCAGCAUCCCGGCGGAAUUCAGUUGUUGAAAGCGUCCCAUGGCUUAGAUGCUACCAAGGCAUUCUACGGUGGAGUCUACGGACAUCUGACGGCUGCUGUCAACCUCUUGGCUACGAUGAGAAUCGGGCUUUUGGAUGAUGGAAAUGACGAAGAUGUGUGGAGAAGAGUAGCCAAGGAGCAACGAGAAGUAAAUGAUGACCACCAGAGUAAACUGUAUAAAUCAGCUGAGGCGGCCUAA
Molecule: messenger RNA, 1575 nt
Organism: Meyerozyma guilliermondii ATCC 6260
Lineage: Eukaryota; Fungi; Ascomycota; Pichiomycetes; Serinales; Debaryomycetaceae
Gene: OLE2
Product: Ole2p
Exons: 1
Coding region: 1-1575 (524 amino acids)
Biological process (GO): unsaturated fatty acid biosynthetic process
Cellular component (GO): endoplasmic reticulum membrane
Molecular function (GO): stearoyl-CoA 9-desaturase activity; iron ion binding
Source: RefSeq, a predicted model, not a curated record